Molecule: messenger RNA, 920 nt
Organism: Echinops telfairi (small Madagascar hedgehog)
Lineage: Eukaryota; Metazoa; Chordata; Mammalia; Afrosoricida; Tenrecidae
Gene: GSTK1
Product: glutathione S-transferase kappa 1
Biological process (GO): glutathione metabolic process
Cellular component (GO): mitochondrion; peroxisome
Molecular function (GO): glutathione transferase activity; glutathione peroxidase activity
Source: RefSeq, a predicted model, not a curated record
AGAACACUGGUGAGGAUGGACGGGCGGGGCCAGGCGGUGUCUCCUUCUGUUGUACAUCAAGCCACGAUUCUAUGCCGCUACCAGCACCUUUGGAACGUGGACCUGCAUCUUCGUCCGUGCCUCAUCGGGGGGAUCAUGAAGGACAGCGGAAACAAGCCCCCUGCCCUGCUUCCCCGCAAAGCGCAGUACUUGGCCAGUGACCUCAAGAACCUGCGAGAGCACUACCAGGUCCCCAUCUCCUUCCCCAAGGAUUUCUUGGCCGUAAUCCUGGAAAAAGGGAGCCUGUCGGCCAUGCGGUUCCUGACGGCCGUGCACCUGGAGUGCCCCGAGAUGCUGGAGAAGACGUCUCGAGAGCUGUGGAUGCGUGUCUGGUCCAGGGUGAGCACCGGGACCUGGGUGACCUCUGGCCCCCUCCCCAGGCUCCUUGGCCAGCCCGCGGAUGGCCGGGCACUCACCCUGUCCCUCAACACCCCCCUUCUCCCUCUGCUCCAGGAUGAAGACAUCACAGAGCCCCAGAGCAUCCUGGCAGCUGCAGAGAAGGCUGGGAUGUCCCGAGAACAAGCCCAAGGGAUUCUGGAAAAGAUAUCUUCCCCCAAGGUGAAGAACCAGCUCAAGGAGAGCACAGAGGCCGCCUGCAAACAUGGGGCCUUUGGGCUGCCCAUCACCGUGGCCCACGUGGACGGCCAGACCCACAUGCUGUUUGGCUCGGAUCGCAUGGAACUGCUGGCGUUCCUUCUUGGAGAGAAGUGGAUGGGCCCUGUGCCCACAGCCUCCCACGCCAGAAUGUAGGCACACCCAGGACAAGGGACCUGCGGACCAUGGUACUGUUCUCCCAAAGACCAUGUGGGUGGUCUUCCGGGGGGCUCCAAGUGCCUGCACUGGCGUUCUGCCUCACAAAUAAACUUCAGACAUACAUAGAA